Molecule: messenger RNA, 1638 nt
Organism: Schizophyllum commune H4-8
Lineage: Eukaryota; Fungi; Basidiomycota; Agaricomycetes; Agaricales; Schizophyllaceae
Product: G-alpha-domain-containing protein
Exons: 11
Coding region: 1-1638 (545 amino acids)
Biological process (GO): adenylate cyclase-modulating G protein-coupled receptor signaling pathway
Cellular component (GO): heterotrimeric G-protein complex
Molecular function (GO): G-protein beta/gamma-subunit complex binding; G protein-coupled receptor binding; GTPase activity
Source: RefSeq, a predicted model, not a curated record
AUGAGUUAUAUGAUUGCAGAGAAAGCACCCUACGGCAGCAAUAAGAUAGACCACUCGAUGGCGCCCUUGAAGGCGUUGGAGACGGAUGGCGAAGGAUCAGCGGUGACAACGCGCGGCGAAAGCGCUGGCGUGGAGGUGGCGCAUGGGUGCCCUCAGUGUCGCCUGCGGGGAGGGAGGCUACCAACACCCGAGAAGACCUCGGCCGACCCCCCUCACUGGCAGGAGAUCCUCGCGCCUCCGCCAAACGAGACGCCUGAAGAGCGGGAAGCGCGGAAGCAGCGUGAGGCGCGGGACGCCAGUCACUCGAGGAAGAUAGAUGAGGAGAUCAAGGCAGAGGCGGCCGCGGAGCAGAGGAGGACGAAAGAUGCGAUCAAGGUGCUGCUGCUGGGUCAGGCGCAUGCAGGGAAGUCCACGGUCAUAAAAAAUCUGCAAUUGGCCUACGCGAAGGAUGAAUGGCAAGAAGAGCGCGCGUCCUGGAAGGUCGUCAUACAACUGAACCUUGUGCGCGCGGUGAACACGAUCAUUGAUGCUAUCCACGAAGAGUUUGAAUCCGGAAACGAGACGAAGCUUGAUAAUACGCACAAGAUGCUGUCGCUCAAGCUCGGUCCGCUACGGAACAUACAAGGGGAGCUCGAGACGAGCCUCGGCGCUGCUUCAAUAGACGACCCCGCGAUCCAGGACACCGACAUGUUUGCCCAUUGCGACGACUCCAGCAUCAUCUCUGUAACUCCCCCACCCCGCGACGACACACCUUCUCCCCACGGCGAAUUCUACGUGAAUAGCAAUGUGAGAUGGCAGCAGGCUUUGAAGAAGAUUACCCCGCCAUCACGAUCACCGAAGGCCUCGGAAGAGACGCCCUCACAUAUACGCAAGUAUGCGAAGGCCCUCGACGAUGUCACGGAGGUCCUGGCUGGUUGUAGGGACGAGAUACGAACAUUGUGGACGGACGCUGCUGUUAAGGCAUUGCUGGCAUCUAGACCCGAUGUCAAACUGGAGGACUCUUCUUCCUUCUUCUUGGCCGAUGUCGAUCGAAUAGCGGACUCAUCGUACCAGCCUUCUGAUGAUGAUGUGUUGCGAUGUCGCCUACGAACGACAGCCGUGCAAGAAUAUACCUUCAACCUGGCGAAAAAGAACUGGAUAUUCUACGAUUUCUCUGGUUCACGAUCAGCACGAGCGGGCUGGUUCUCGUAUUUCGACGACGUCACGGCCGUUAUCUUCCUCGCACCCGUCAGUGUCUUUGACGAGGUGGAUGAGACGGGCACAAACCGGUUACGCGAUAGCAUGUCGCUGUGGAAGACGCUGUGCUCGGAAAAGCUGUUGUUGCGCGCGCAACUCGUGCUGUUCCUUAACAAGUGCGACGUCCUCGAUUUCAAGCUCAAGAGCUCGAAGGCGCAGAUCAAGGAUUACUUCCCGAGCUUCAAGGACCGGUCAAAUGAUACCAAGACAGUGUGCAAGUACUUCCGUACCUACUUCUACGAGAUCAUGCAGAAUUGCUCCCAGAAGACGGGUACGAACGCUCAGCGGACGUUGUUUGCGCACUACACGACGGCCGUAGACAAGAAGCAGACAGCGUACACACUCAAUGCAGUGAAGGACGCCAUCGUUCGCGAGCACCUCGAGACCGCAAAACUCAUAUAA